Molecule: messenger RNA, 2154 nt
Organism: Rhagoletis pomonella (apple maggot)
Lineage: Eukaryota; Metazoa; Arthropoda; Insecta; Diptera; Tephritidae
Product: sodium-independent sulfate anion transporter-like
Exons: 6
Coding region: 1-2154 (717 amino acids)
Biological process (GO): transmembrane transport
Cellular component (GO): membrane
Molecular function (GO): sulfate transmembrane transporter activity
Source: RefSeq, a predicted model, not a curated record
AUGCAUAUUAAUUAUGAGCAACUCGAAGAAGCUGUUGAUGCCAUACCCUGGGAGUAUGUUUACACUUUGGUAUCCACAAACGAGCAGUAUGUGCCGCUUGUAACAAAAUCAGGCAAUAUUCGCAAACGGCCUUGGUUCAACAACUAUAUAAAGGGUCUUAUUCAGAAGCGCAACAAGGCAUAUAGAAAGUGGAAACACCUGAAAUGUGCAGCAACAUAUAAUGUCUUCAAGGGUCAUAGAAGAGAAGCCACCAGAGCCAUUAAAUUGCAAAAACUGAAAUACUAUGAGCAUCAGUUUAGCACAGCAAUAAGUUCUAAAAAUACAUGGAAAUAUAUUCGUGAAAUAGGGAUUGGCAACAAAAGUAAUCCUGUUUCAGAGAAUAUAAACGUAGAUGAGCUGAAUGAGAAAUUUGUACAAUUAUCCGCCUGUAGCAGUAAUAUAUGUCGUGAAAAGUACAGUUAUGGUCUUUAUGGUGCGUUUAUGGGAUGUUUCGUUUACGUAGUACUUGGUACUUGCAAAGACAGCACGGUUGGCUCGACAGCCAUUGCAUCACUUAUGGUUUUUCAGUUCGCCAAAGGUGUAUGGCAACGCGCUGUGUUACUUACAUUCCUUACUGGUAUCAUCGAAAUUCUUAUGGCAUUCUUCCGAUUAGGUUUCAUCAUUGAAUUUGUUUCGGAUCCCGUCAGUGCCGGUUUCACAAGUGCUGUUACACUGAUCAUAUCCACAGCGCAGUUUAAAGAUAUUAUUGGUAUCAAAAAUGCGAAAGGUACCACUUUUCUGGAGCGAUGGAUAAGCAUGAUUAACAGCAUUGGGAGUAUACGCUUAGCGGACACUAUACUCGGAUGUAGCUGUGUUGCUAUUUUGCUGCUAAUGCGCUUCAUAGGACGCAUUAAAGUCGGCCCGAAAACGGAACGCAAAUGGUAUCACAACUUCGUCACUAAGGUUUUGUGGUUUAUUAGCGUAUCACGAAACGCCACACUGGUUAUGAUAUGCGCAGCACUGAGCAUGUAUUUGCAGCAGCAAGGUAAAAAUUAUUUCCGGCUGACAGGAUUUAUACCAGCGGGAUUGCCUGAAUUUCGUUUACCACCCUUCUCCAUUGAAGCUGUACCGGCCAAUGUCACUGCCGGCCAGUCAGCUGUAGAAGCUGAAUCUUUCUUGGAUAUGGUGAAUAAUUUGGGUUACGGCCUGUUGAUUGUGCCGCUCGUCGCAAUGUUGGAGAAUAUCGCUGUAUGUAAAGCGCUUUCUAAGGGGCAGCCUAUGGACGCAUCACAGGAAUUGCUUGCAAUGGGUGUAGCGAACGUGGCAAAUUCAUUUUGUCAAGGUUAUCGUGCCAAUGGUGGUCUGGCACGUUCGGCUGUCAAUAAAGCCAGUGGCGUUCGUACUCCGCUUGGCAAUUUUUAUAUUGGCAUAGUUGUAAUGUUUGCUUUGGCUUAUUUAACUGAGUUCUUCUACUACAUCCCAAAGGCGGUUCUGGCUUCCAUUAUCAUCUCAGCGGUGAUCUUCCAACUGCAGUACCAGGUGAUCAUGCCAAUGUGGCGUAGUAAACGUACCGAUUUAAUUCCUUAUUUUGUUGCUUUGGUAGCUUGCUUGGUUAUGCCGUUGGAGGUUGGCAUCCUUUUAGGUAUAGGUGUAAAUUUAUUAUUUAUUUUGUAUCAUUCAGCGCGUCCGAAAGUUCGUCUGGAGACAUUGGAGACUCAUGAUGGCAUUAAAUUUAUCAAACUCACACCAGAUCGCUGCCUCAUCUUUCCCUCCGUCGAAUUUGUGCGCAAUAUUGUAUUGAAGUUUGGCAAUAAAACUACACUUCCUGCAGUAAUCGAUUGCACCUAUGUCUAUGGUGCGGACUAUACCGCUGCCAAAGUGAUUUCUUCUCUAAUUGAGGAUUUUAAACUAAGAAAUCAGAAGAUUAUUUUUUACAAUUUAAAGCCGCAUGUUGUGCAAAUCUUUGAGGGAUUAAACGUAAACUUGGUUUUGUGCUACAAUACUGAUGCACUUAUGCAGGCGUUGAAGGAUAAUCAAAAUGUUAUGGCAACAAAAAUUGUACCUUCCCUUCACAAUGACGUAGAAUCUGGGGUGGGGAGUAGUGUGGAAACACUGAAUUCAACUGUUGUGUUUGACGCGCCGAGCACUGAUAACUUAACAAAAUUUUGCAAAUGA